GUAUUGAACCCUCACCAGCCUCCAGUUUGCCAACCUUGGUAUUUCUGCUUUACCUCAGCUGCCAAAAGGGUUUCAUUAGGUCAAAUGCAGAAAGGCGUCUGUCUAUCACAAGAUAAAGAAAUCCAGCGAUGCCGAUUACUAGUGGACGACCACUUGACCGGACCCUCCCUCUUCGCCGAUGUCUCUGAUACGAAACGACCUCCGAUUCCAAACUUCCCAGCAGCCGCGGAAACAAUGAAGAAGUUGGGGUAUAGACUUCUUUGGGUGCCUAUGUAAUGG
Messenger RNA from Trichoderma atroviride IMI 206040, 279 nucleotides. The record is from RefSeq and is a predicted model, not a curated record. NCBI's taxonomy places the organism in Eukaryota, Fungi, Ascomycota, Sordariomycetes, Hypocreales, Hypocreaceae.